Molecule: messenger RNA, 492 nt
Organism: Asparagus officinalis (garden asparagus)
Lineage: Eukaryota; Viridiplantae; Streptophyta; Magnoliopsida; Asparagales; Asparagaceae
Product: ring-infected erythrocyte surface antigen-like
Exons: 1
Coding region: 1-492 (163 amino acids)
Source: RefSeq, a predicted model, not a curated record
AUGGAUAAAAAAGAGGAGAAUAAAGAUAGGGAAUAUGAGGAGAAUGUAGAUAGAGAAGAGGAGAAUGUGGAUAAUAAAGAGGAGAAUGUAUAUAAGGAAGAGGAGAAUGUAGAUAGGGAAGAGGAGAAGAAUGUGGAUAAUAUAGAGAAGAACGUAUAUAAGGAAGAUGAGAAUGUAGAUAAGGAAGAGGAGAAUGUAGAUAACAAAGGUGUAGAGAUUCAUCAUGUAGACAGUAAAGUUGUAGAGGAGUUGGAAGCCCAGGGGGAAGAGGAGAAUAUGGAUAAUAAAGAGGAGGAUGUAUAUAAAGAAGAGGAGAAUGUAGAUAGGGAAGAGGAGAAGAAUGUAGAUAAUAAAGAGGAGAAUGUAUAUAAGGAAGAGGAGAAUGUAGAUAGGGAAGCAGAGGAGAAUGUAGAUAACAAAGGUGUAGAGAUUCAUCAUGUAGACAGUAAAGUUGUAGAGGAGUUGGAAGACCAGGGGGAGAGGAGAAUGUAG